AUGAAUAUCAUAGCUUUGAUGCUAGCCACUGAAGCGUAUUGUUGUGUUUGGGAGGAGGAUGCUCAACACAAAUUCAUAACUUUUAUACCUCCAAAUAUUCCAAAUAAACCGUCAUAUUAUUAUUAUUCCGGUUGUGUGACCUUUAAUGAUAUGGAACAAUUUCGUGCAGAUUUAAGAAAUGGUAUUCUUACUUAUCAAACGUUAGAUCAUACUGGGUUAAUUUUGGCACCGAUUAUGCUUGGCAAUAGCUCUACUAGUAAAUAUUUCAAGUACAUAAAACUUUAUGCUAUGCUCACUGGUAAAGAUUUGGAUGAUGUAGACAUUAAAGUAAAAUUCAUCAGUGGAUUAUCAUCCGAUAAUAAAAAGCGCACAGAAGAGUUUGGGUUUAAAAAACCUUUAAAGAUAUAG
Molecule: messenger RNA, 408 nt
Organism: Funneliformis mosseae
Lineage: Eukaryota; Fungi; Glomeromycota; Glomeromycetes; Glomerales; Glomeraceae
Source: the annotation of a GenBank genome assembly